GAUCCAAUGCACGCAACACCCUGUUUUAAGCGAUCGUGACGUCACGUAACGUAACACGACAUGCAGCGACAUGCAGCGUUCGCCAGCGUUCCAUAGAUGAGUAAUGCCAUACCGUCCAACAACUCUGAGCAUAGAACAAGCGCGCACACACACGCACACACACGGACACACACGGACACAGAUAAACAGCGCGCGGCAACUUGCAUUCAUUUGAGCGUCAGAAUUGGAAGCGAACGCACGACGACCAUCGAUCGGUAACGGAACAAAGCAUUAUAUUGAAAGAAGUGCAAAGCUACAAGGAGUCACUUAAGCGAAGCGAUCACUUUUCAUCAUGUUGGACAUAAAGAGCUGCCUAAAGAUCAGUUUUCAGGGCGAAGUGGGUUUCGUAAUCUGUGAGGCGGGCAGCAGCUACGACCAGAUUAUCACCCAAGCCUGCGCCCGCUUCCACAUCGCCGAUAUACAACGCGCUGGUCUGAAGCUAACUAAUGGUCAGGGCUAUGUGUUUGAGCAGCAGCUAUUGGAGUAUUUUCUGCUCUUGUUUCCAUGCCCAGAGCUAUUGUUCUAUCUGCGCCUUGACUGGCAGCAACUGCGUCGCGCCCUCGUUGAGCCAAUCAAGCGACGACGGUCGACAGAUGACGAUAUCCACGACAAGACUCAUCAAUUCAAAUUCAAAUCUGAAUCCGAAGCGGAAUAUAUGGCUGUGCCCGUGUAUCGCCAGAAUUGUUUUAUCGGCACAUUGCCGGGUAAUCCUUCAGCUGCUGCUGGUGCUGCUGCUGCUGCUGCUGCUGCUUCAGUGCGUCGUCAGCAUUGCUCUAUGCGACAACAAGUACAAAAACAACAGCAACAUAAUCAGGAGCAGUCAUACACACAGUCUCAGCCCAAACGGAUGCGUAUCCAGUUGUAUAAUAAGUCUCGGCGUACACUUCCAUCCACUGCCACGCAUUCGGCCCUGCUGGCAACAGCACCGCGCUCCAUACGCAUCUAACAGCACGAAGCACUUGAGUUGGCUACUUGAACUGACCACCACGAAAGUGUAUAUAGACAAUUUUUUUUAUUUUUUUUUCUGUUUUUUAAGAUUGAACCACAGUUCCUAGCAAAUAAGCAACAAUACAAAAUCGACGAAUGUUUGUACAUUGUUACAAUUCUAAAGCUCCUAUAAGAACUUCAU
Molecule: messenger RNA, 1168 nt
Organism: Drosophila grimshawi
Lineage: Eukaryota; Metazoa; Arthropoda; Insecta; Diptera; Drosophilidae
Gene: Corp
Exons: 3
Coding region: 332-985 (217 amino acids)
Source: RefSeq, a predicted model, not a curated record